AAUGCAGGCGUUUUACUGGACCAGCUCAAUAAAAGGGUUGUCGUGUAGCUGUACUGUAACCGUUUCCUGGAAUUGCAGACGAGCAGAUGUCCCUUUCUGAAUCCAACACCAAACAGAGCGGCUGGAAAUAAAGAGAAUGAAGAUAACCGCCAUUAUCGUCGUUGUUUGUGUCACGUGGUCCGCAAUACAAGCAGAACUAAUCCACACUGUACUGAGGCGAUCAAUGGGGAUGGAUAAAUUAAAGGCUGUAAUGAUGGACUUCGGUGACAGUGACGACGACAGGGAACUGACUGGAGAAGAAAUAGAAAAUUUCUUUACGUAUUUCAUUAACCUUAGUGAGAGCAACGCCCUGCGUACAGCCCAGCAGUUCAUUAAGGACGCCGAUAUCAACGAAAACGGCUCAUUGGAUGAAGAAGAAUUGUCACGUGCUCUCCGGCAUUACGCUUUUGGGAACCAAUUAUGAACUUUUGAGAUUCCUCGGAACAAACCAACUUGACAUUUUGUGAUUCCUGUUGAAACAUGUGUACAAAUAUUUUCCUUGAAUUAUUAUAUUUAAAAAUACAGUGUUUUUUAAAUGUAUUCGAUGAUAAAAUAUACUUGGCACAAAUAUCUACAAUGUUUAAAUGUAUUCGAUGAUAAAAUAUAUUUGACACAAA
Messenger RNA from Ostrea edulis (European flat oyster), 656 nucleotides. RefSeq lists its product as uncharacterized. The coding region runs from base 137 to 463 and encodes 108 amino acids. The record is from RefSeq and is a predicted model, not a curated record. Gene Ontology annotation, molecular function: calcium ion binding. NCBI's taxonomy places the organism in Eukaryota, Metazoa, Mollusca, Bivalvia, Ostreida, Ostreidae. The transcript is spliced from 4 exons.